Fundulus heteroclitus (mummichog) is the source of this 3295-nucleotide messenger RNA. RefSeq names its product BICD family like cargo adaptor 1 (gene bicdl1). The record is from RefSeq and is a predicted model, not a curated record. The transcript is spliced from 11 exons. NCBI's taxonomy places the organism in Eukaryota, Metazoa, Chordata, Actinopteri, Cyprinodontiformes, Fundulidae. Bases 455 to 2185 code for a protein of 576 amino acids. Gene Ontology annotation, biological process: Golgi to secretory granule transport; vesicle transport along microtubule.
AGGGAUUGAGAGGCAUCGGGGUCGCGCUUAUCGUGUUUGGCUGACAAGUGCCUGCUCUACCAGGUUCAGCAUUAUGGGGGAUCCUGGAAGCCGAGACGGGAUGAACCCUCGCCGACCGACCACUGCACAGGGAUCAAGUAGGCGGUUCAUACCGGGAUAAAGGAGUGUUUUCAUGUGUCCAGCCAUAAACAGCCAGCGAGUGAGCUGCAGAGGACUCGGUGUUUGCUGAGAUUCAAUCAAAGCUGGAGUCACUGCUGGUAGGUUAACGAGGAUAGACGGACGCGAGGAAACCGGGAAGUCUACAAACUUAACUAAAUACCGCGUUGGGCUGAGUGGAAACAAUGAAUAAAUGGGUGAUUACGAGCCGGUCCGGUCAGCCUGAGCGAAUCGGAACAGGCUGGGCUCAGCCAGAGUGAAGUCGGCUCCCAUCUGUUGACUUCUCCGCCGGGUGGCGAUGUCCGCUUUCUGCCUGGACCUGCAGACGUCUGCCGUGCUUUCAGCACCAUUAGAGCUGGACAGCGACUGCAUGGAGCCGCGGGCCGGCCCCGGCGCUGAGGAGCCCGGCGGCUGUCAGGGCCACCCGCCGCGGCAAGCUGGCUCCGGAGGCCUCGGCACGGCCUUGGAGGAGGAACUGGCCAUGAUCACCGGGGAGCGGGGAGUCGACGAGGAGCUGGCGGACCUGGAGGCGCCAGCAGUGGGGCACAACGCAGACAUGCUGUUGCUCUUCCGACAAAAAGAAAAGGACUUGGUUUUAGCAGCUAAACUGGGUAAAGCGCUGCUUGAGAGAAACCAAGAUCUGACCAAGCAAUAUGAGAAAAUGCACAAAGAUCUCUGUGAGAAGUUGGAGCACUUGGAGCAGGAAAAGCACGAGUUACGACGGCGCUUCGAAAGUCGAGAGGGUGAGUGGGAGGGCCGCGUGGCCGAGCUGGAGACAGACGUCCAGCAUCUACAGGGUGAGCUGGAGCGCCACCAGGUCCAGCUGAGGGAGGUGGACAGGGACAAGACCAAGGCCAUCAGCGAACUCUCCGAACAGAACCACAGGCUGCUGGAGCAACUCACUAGGGCUGCAGAGGUGGAGAGGCAGCUGUCCACUCAGGUCCAUUCAUUACGGGACGACUUCAGGGAGAAGAGCACGUCUACGCGGCAGCACAUGACACGACUAGAGACUCUGCAGGCCGAGCAAGGGCUAGAAAUUAAGAUGCUGUCGGAGAGGAAGAUGGAGCUGGAGCGCAGGGUGCACGCCAUGAUCGAGGAGAACGAGCUGCUGCAGAACACCAUGGAUGACCUCCGAGAGAGGACGCUGGUGCUCGAGAAGCAGUGUCACGAGAAGGACCUUCAGUUGCGACAAAGCCAGUUGGAGCUUCAGGAGGUCCAGGCAUCCCACAGACAACUGGCGGCUAAGCUGGCAGAGCUAACGGAGGAGCACAGUCUUCAAACCCUCACCCCCCACCCGUCCAACCUGCUGUGUGAGAUAGAGCAGAGCAUGGAGCAGGAGGAGCAGGAGCAGGAGAGGGAACAGCUGCGCCUGCAACUGUGGGAGGCCUACUGCGAGGUUCGCUCGCUCUGUUCCCACCUCCGGGGAAACGAUGUCACAGACUCAGCACUGUCCACCGACUCCUCCAUGGACGAGUCCUCGGAGACGUCCUCGGUCAAGGAUGUGCCCACAGGGAGCCUUCACACCAGCCUGUUAGAGCUGCGCAGGCUAACGCAGAACCUGCUGGAUGGGAACGAGUCUACGGGUUCGCGGCGCAGUGACGAGGAGGCCCUGGAGGAGCAGGUGAGGAAGCUGGGUGAGGAACUGCAGGAGGUCAGAGAGCUGUAUGAAGCGGAGCAGCACAAAACACGCGGCAGUGAAGAGGAGCUGCUCCAGCUGCACAACCAGAUGGCGCUGCUCUCCGUUGAGAUCGGCUCUCUCCGGGAAGAGAACGAGCGGAUGAGGGCGAUGGCAGAUGUCCGAGAGCCCAGUGAGCAGCUCCAGAGUGCCAUCAGAGACAGAGACGAUGCCAUUGCCAAGAAGAAAGCUGUGGAAAUGGAGCUGGCUAAAUGUAAAAUAGACAUCAUGUCUCUAAACAGCCAGCUUCUGGACGCCAUCCAGCAGAAACUCAACCUGUCACAGCAGCUGGAGGCUUGGCAGUUUGCCUCCUCAGGGCUCUUUACUGUUUGGCUCUUGUGGUUUCUGAUCUAGUGGCCUUUCUGAACUUCAGUACCACCCUUUUCCCCCCUGUGGUACCUCCCCCCCUCCUGCCUUAGAGGUGAGCCCUGAGCUGCACCAUCCCGCCGUCUCUCUGCUCUAACCCGACCAUGCCACGCUGAGUCAUUUCACGCCAAGGUCAACUGACUCUAGGGAUUUGCUCAUCCAAGCGCUCCGUCUCUGAACCAUUAACCUACAACUAGAACCAUCCGAGUCUUCAUUCUCCCUGUUUCACCUCCCACUUGGCUCUCUCGAAUGCAACACUUUCACUUUUGUUGAGAGACUGGGCUGGGUGCAUCUUAACUGAUCUAUGCGAGCAUCAAAUAUACGGCGUUUUCGUCACCGUUCAGGGUGGCGUGGUUAUAUUUAUGCUGCUUCGCAUAUUGGGCGGCUCUGAAUGUAUUUCUGUUGUCGUAAAAUGUGUUUUUAUUUGCUGCAUAUUUAUUUUUUAAAUCAGGCAAUCAAGAUUUCCAGCUUGAUGUGGCAGCUUGACAGAGCCCUCUGGUGGCUAAAAGCUGUGCAUGAACUUCUGCAAAUAACUCAUAAAUAUAAUUACAAAUACCUGAACUCCUUUUUUUUUAAAAAAAGGAAAAUUAUGAAUGUAAAUAGAUACAUUAUUUUUAUUCACAUAUCAGCAAUUUAAGAAAAAUGUGUUUCAACCUCCUCAGACAGCACCAGAUGAAAACUGUUUCCCAGUCAAACGUUGAAAAAUAUAUGGACUAUCCUAAUGAGCAUGUUUUUGUUGAAAAAUACGUCUAAACCACGAUUCAUAACUGUUUAAGGUCAUUUGGUUUAUUUGUAGUCUAGAACUGGUUUCUGGUGUUUAUUAAACGUCUAAAUGUAGGCCUCUCACAGCUGAGAUUGGUUAAUGCAAAAGAACAGCUUGACAGCAGUCAGCAUUAAACUUGCAACCCUGUGAUUUUUAGUCCUAUGAUUUUCUAACUGAGCUGUCUCACAGGACAUCUAACCAUGUGCAUACAAUAUACAAGACCAGGACCUGUCACCAUACGAUGCUGUUAUUAUUUUAUCUGUCCAAAUUAAACAGUCGUUCAGCAAUUCAUGCAGUCAGAAGAAAAAAGUUUCAGUAACUUUUUUACUAGACUU